Molecule: messenger RNA, 5160 nt
Organism: Carcharodon carcharias (great white shark)
Lineage: Eukaryota; Metazoa; Chordata; Chondrichthyes; Lamniformes; Lamnidae
Product: zinc finger protein 91-like
Exons: 3
Biological process (GO): regulation of transcription by RNA polymerase II
Cellular component (GO): nucleus
Molecular function (GO): RNA polymerase II transcription regulatory region sequence-specific DNA binding; DNA-binding transcription factor activity, RNA polymerase II-specific
Source: RefSeq, a predicted model, not a curated record
ACUUCCUGUAGGGACUGAAAACCAAGUGAGGAGAUGAAGGAUUGCACCAUACUACAUCAGAGAAUACAGAGAGGAUAGACAUCGCAGCUAGAUUGUGACCAUCACCCAGGGAACAACUGCACAACUGUGGGAAGAAAUCCAGUCCCUUUGCAGCAUUGCUCAACACAGAGAAGGUUGGGCAGUGAAACCAUCAUCUGGAAAUAGGUCGGGUGAGGGGAGCUUUGAUAUAUCAUCAGAUCAGAAACUGGUCAGUGGCGUGGAGCCUUCCAUCAGAACUAACCUUUCCAAAAGUUUGGCUAUGGGUGAUCGGUCAGGGUGAGGCUGGGAAGAAGUGUGAGUGGGCUCCAAGUGUGGUGAGAUCUUCAGUAAGUCAUCAAGCCUCAUGAACCACUGACUCAUUCCUACAGGUGAGAGUCUUUUCAAGUGUGAGGUGGGUGAGGAGGACUCCAAAGGCUCAUUAGACAAUCUUACCUACAAGUUCCACCUAUAAGUGCCACUAGUGACGUGUGGACAGCAACAUGGAAGACAACCCUUUCAAAUGUGAGGUAUGCAAUCGAGCCUUCACACGUUCAUCGACACUCGUGAAUCACCAACGCAUUCACACCGGAGAGAAGCCCUUCAAGUGUGAGGUAUGUGACCAAACCUUCACAUGGCCAACGAAUCUCUUGCAACACCGACGCAUGCACACUGGGGAGAAGCCAUUCAAGUGUGAGGUGUGUAACAAAACCUUUGCACAAUCAUCAGCCCUGGUGGAUCACCGACGCAUUCACAGUGGGGAGAAACCGUUCAUGUGCGAGGUGUGUGCCAAAUCAUUCUCGCAGUUAUCAUCUCUCCGCUCACACCGACGUAUUCACACAGGGGAGAAGCCCUUCACAUGUGAGGUGUGUAACAAAUCCUUCGUGCACUCGUCUCACUUCCGUGUACACCAACGCAUUCACGAUGGGGAGAAAUCAUUCGUUUGUGAGGCGUGUAACAAAGCCUUCACCAACUCAUCAAACCUACUGAUGCACCAACGCAUUCACACAGGGGAGAAACCCUUCAGGUGUGAGGUUUGUGAGAAGGCUUUCACCCACUCCUCUGCUCUCCUGAGCCACCAUAGGAUCCACACAGGGGAGAAACCCUUCAAAUGCGAGGUGUGUGACCAAGCCUUUGCACAUUCAUCGACACUUGUGAACCACAGACGCAUUCACACUGGGGAGAAGCCGUUCAUGUGUGAUGUGUGUAAGGAGGGUUUUGCGCAGUUAUCACGCCUGGUGAGUCACCAACGCAUUCACACGGGGGAAAAACCAUUCACGUGUGAGGUGUGCGACAAAUCAUUCUCGCGGUCAUCGAUUCUCCGCGAACACCAACGCAUUCACACAGGGGAGAAGCCGUUCACGUGCAAGGUGUGCAACAAAUCAUUCUCGCAUUCAGCUCACUUUCGGGUACACCAACGCAUUCACACAGGAGAGAAACCAUUCACCUGUGAGGUGUGCAACAAAUCAUUCUCACGGUCAUCGACCCUCCGCAGACACCAACACAUUCACAAGUGAGAAAUUUGCAUGGCAAAUAAACCAUUCAAGUGUGAGGUGUGUGACCGAGCCUUCACACAGUCAUCAACACUUUUGCAACACCAUCGCAUUCACACCGGGGAGAAACCAUUCACGUGCGAUGUGUGCAACAAAUCAUUCUCGCAAUCGUCGGCCCUGUGCGUACAUCAGCGCAUUCACAGAGGGGAGAAACCAUUCACAUGCGACGUGUGUGACAAAUCAUUCUCACAGUCAUCGGCCCUGCGUGGACAUCAACGCAUUCACACAGGGGAGAAACCAUUUGUGUGUGACGUGUGCAAGAAAUCGUUCUCUCAGUCAUCACACCUCCAUGCACACCAACGCAUUCACACAGGGGAGAAACCAUUUGUAUGCGAGGUGUGUGACAAAUCAUUCUCGCAUUUAACAAACCUCCAGGCACACCAACGCAUUCACACAGGAGCAAAUCUGUUCAGUUGUGAGAUAUGUGACAAAGCCUUCACACAGUUCUCGAGCCUCCUGGUCCAUCAGACGGUCCACACAGGGGAGAAACCCUUCAAGUGUGAGAUUUGCGAUAAAGCUUUUGUGACAUCCACAAAGCUCCUGAUACACCAGAGCCUUCACACAGGGGAGAAACCGUUCAAGUGUGAGGUUUGUGAGAAGGCUUUCACCCAAUCCUCUGAUCUCCUUACACAUCAGAGGAUCCACACAGGGGAGAAGCCCUUCAAGUGUGAGGUGUGUGAUCGAGCCUUCACACAGUCAUCGACGCUCGUGCAACACCGACGCGUCCACACUGGGGAGAAGCCAUUCACAUGUGAGGUGUGCGGAAAAUCAUUCUCGGACUUAUCGAACCACCGUGUGCAUCGACGCAUCCACACUGGGGAGAAACCAUUCAAAUGCAAAGUAUGCGAUAAAUCAUUCUCUCAGUCAUCGACCCUCCGCGAACACCAACGCAUUCACACUGGGGAGAAACCAUUCAGCUGUGAUGUUUGUGACAAGGCUUUCACCCACUCCUCUCAUCUCCUGAGGCACCAGAGAACUCACAUUGGGGAGAAACUGUUCAAGUGUGAGAUUUGUGACUAAGCCAUCAUACAGUUAUCAGAGCUCAUGGAACACCAAAACAUCCACACCGGAGCAAAGCCAUUCAAAAUAUGAGGUUCUUUGUGAGGGCUACGGAUAUAGGGCCUCUUAAAUCGCCAUUACAUUCACAGAGUGGAGCUCCCUUGCCUGUAGUUGUUGGGCUUACCUGCACCCUUUUUUGAACAAGGGUGUAAUUUUUGCAAUUCCCCAGUCUUUGGCACAACCCCAGAGUCUAAGGAAGAUUGGAAAAUUAUGUCCAGAUCCUCUGCAAUUUGAACUCUCAUUUCCCUUAGUAUCCUUGGAUGCACAUCAUAUGGUCUUGAUACCAUAUCAUCUUAAAGUACAGCCAGCCUAUCAAACACCUCCUCCUUAUCAAUUUUAAAUCCUGUCUGAACUGCCUCCUCUUUCAGCAUGACCUGGGCAGCAUCUUCUUCCUUGGUGAAGACAGCAAGCAGGAAACUCCUUUCUGGACCCUCAUUGGCCCCAUUCCUUCUUUUACCACCAUUGUACUAUUUCCAUGCCUAUAGAAGAUUUUUGGAUUCCCUUUUAUGUUAGCUGCCAGUCUCUUCUCAUACUCUCUCUUUGUUACUUUUGAUUUUUUUUUCAAUUCCCCUAUGAAUCUUUUACUUUCAGCCUGGUUCUCUGUUGUAUUAUCCACCCGACAUCAGUCAUAAGCACACUUUUUCUUCUUCAUCUUAAUCUCUAUUUUUUUUGUCAUCCAAGGAGCUCUGGAUUCCUUUGCCCCAUCAUUCCCCUUUGGAAUAUUCCUUGACACUGCCUGAUCUAUCUCUUUAAAAGCAGCCCAUUCUUCAGUUACCAUUUCCCCUGCCAACCUUUGAUUCCAAUUUAUCUGGGUCAGAUCCAUUCUUAUCCCAUUGAAGCUGGCUUUCCCCCAGUUAAUUAUUAUUCCUCUGGAUUGUUCCUUGUCCUUUUUCAUAGCCAACCUAAACCUUAUGAUACAAUGAUCACUAUCUCCUACAUGUUCUCCUACUGACACUUGAUCCACUUGGACCUCUCAUUUCCAAGAACCAGGUCCAGCAAUGCCUCCUUUCUCAUCGGACUGGAAUAUACUGGAAUGGGAAAUUCUCCUGAGCACACUCUAGGAACUCUUAGCUCUCUCCGCCCUUUACAACACUACUAUCCCAGCCUAUAUUCAGAUAAUUAAAGUCUCUCAUUAUAAGUACUCUAUGGUUCUUGCACCUCUCUGUGAUUUCCUUGCAAAUUUGUUCCUUUACAUCUUUCCCUCUAGUUAGUGACCUAUAAACUACACUGAGCAAUAUAAUUGCACCAUUUUUGUUGCCAAAUAGAUCCUGCCCUUGACCCCUCUGGGCCAUCCUCCUCAGCAUUGCAAUGUUCUCCUUAACCAGUCCUGCCAUACCUCCUCCUUUCCUUCCUUCCCUAUCUUUCCUGAACAACUUGUAUCAAGGAAUAUUUAAUACCCAGUUCCACCUUCCUUUGAGCCAAAACAUCACUUGGCAAUCUAGGCCAGCAACUCACCAAUAUUAUUUACUUUACUUUGCACAUUCACAAACAUGCACUAUAACCCUAAUCUAGACUUUAUUACUUUCCCUCUUACUCUGAAGCCACCUAAUAUCUUAUUUUUUCCUACUCUAGUGCUAUCUGUCUCUCCCAGUACUUCAUGUACCUUGGGGUUCCUCUCUAUUCUGACCUCCUGUUUUCACACCCCAGCCAGGUUAGGUUAAAUCCUCCCCAAUAGCUCCAGCAAAUUGCCCACAAGGAAAUUCGCCCCAGCUCUAUUUAGCUGUGACCCACCCAGGCAGUACAGGUCCCAUCUUCCCCAUAACUGAUCCCAACAUCCCAGGAAUCUAAAUCCCUCCACCGUGCUCCAUCUCUCCUGCCACACAUUCACCUGCUUUAUCCUCCUAUUUCUAUACCACUAUAUGUGGUAUCAGGAGAUAGGUCCUGUUUGCUGAUUUCCUACCAAUCCAUCUAAAUUCUGACUGCAGGACCAUAUCCCUCCAUCUAUGUCGUUGGUACUGAUGUGGACCCUGACCCCUGGCUGUUCACCCUCCAUCCCCUCAGGGUGCUCUGCAGCUAUUCAGGGACACAUUGACCCUGCAUCAGGGAGGCAACAUACCAUCCUGAAUUCAUAGCUGUGGCCACAGAGAUGCCUGUUUGCUCCUCUAAUCCUAUCUCCUAUCAAUAUUGCUCUUCCAGUCUUCUUUGUGCCCCCUGUGCAGCUGAUCCAGCUUUGGAGCCAUGGACUUGGCUCUGGCUGCACUCCCCAGAUCAAUCAUCACUUUAAUCAGUAUUCAGGACUGAACACUGGUUGGAGAGUGAGAUACACUCAGGGAUUCCUGCACUGCCUGCCUUCCUGUCACUUCCUGACAUCUCCCCUGAAAACCCUAUCUUGAAUUUUAAUGCUAAGCCCUCUGUGCUGGUAAAGUGAGCCAGUUCUCAGGAGUGGAUAUGGGGUAGACUCAGACUCUGUUUUACUUGGUGAUUUUCAAAUGCUUUGUUAUUUUGGUUGAUUCAUAGAUUGGUGUUGUUGUUGGUCUGCUUUUUAUCAAUUUUUUGUAUAGAUUUAUAACUUACAAUAAAUUCACUUUUUCAA